CGGAGCCCGCGCCCAGCCAGAGCCCGCGUUGGAGCCGCCGCUCGCGCCCAGCAGAGCGAGCCCAGGCAGCGCAGCCUUGGGAGGGGGCUUCCCCGGACCCCUCCCCCGGCCCGGGCCCCUGGAGCCCGACCUUCCGGGCAGGGAGGCGGAGUCCCCGGUGCAAAGUCCGGGGACCAGCAGCCGAGGACGCCAGGGUCCCGGAGCCAACAGGAGGUUUGGGGCUGGGACCCCAGAGACCUAGGUGCAAGGGAAGUGGGCUGAGGCCAGGCCAGGGCUCCCCUCCCUCUGCAGAGCCCAGGAUGCCCCUCGGCUGCAGCAGCUUCUGAGCUCAUGGAGCCCUCAGCCACCCCAGGGGCCCAGACGGGGACCCCCACUGGUGGUGGGGAACCGUCACCGUCACCGGUGCCUCCUGACUACGAAGACGAGUUCCUGCGCUAUCUGUGGCGCGAUUAUCUGUACCCGAAGCAGUACGAGUGGGUCCUCAUCGCUGCCUACGUGGCUGUGUUCCUUGUGGCCCUGGUGGGCAACACGCUGGUCUGCCUGGCCGUGUGGAGGAACCACCACAUGAGGACGGUCACCAACUACUUCAUUGUCAACCUGUCCCUGGCUGACGUGCUGGUGACAGCCAUCUGCCUGCCAGCCAGCCUGCUGGUGGACAUCACUGAGUCCUGGCUCUUCGGUCAUGCCCUCUGCAAGGUCAUCCCCUAUCUCCAGGCCGUGUCUGUGUCAGUGGCAGUGCUGACUCUCAGCUUCAUCGCCCUGGACCGCUGGUAUGCCAUCUGCCACCCGCUGUUGUUCAAGAGCACCGCCCGGCGUGCCCGUGGCUCCAUCCUGGGUAUCUGGGCUGUGUCACUGGCUGUCAUGGUGCCUCAGGCCGCCGUCAUGGAAUGCCGCAGCGUGCUCCCUGAGCUAGCCAACCGUACCCGGCUCUUCUCGGUCUGUGAUGAACACUGGGCAGAUGACCUCUAUCCCAAGAUCUACCACAGUUGCUUCUUCAUUGUCACCUACCUGGCCCCGCUGGGCCUCAUGGCCAUGGCCUAUUUCCAGAUCUUCCGCAAGCUCUGGGGCCGCCAGAUCCCUGGCACCACCUCGGCCCUGGUGAGGAACUGGAAGCGGCCCUCAGACCAGUCGGAGGACCAGGGACAGGGCCCCAGCACAGAGCCCCCGCCUCGGGCCCGGGCCUUCCUGGCCGAGGUGAAGCAGGUGCGAGCUCGCAGGAAGACGGCCAAGAUGCUGAUGGUGGUGCUGUUGGUGUUUGCCCUCUGCUACCUGCCCAUCAGUGUCCUCAAUGUCCUCAAGAGGGUGUUUGGGAUGUUCCGCCAAGCCAGUGACCGAGAGGCCGUCUACGCCUGCUUCACCUUCUCCCACUGGCUGGUCUAUGCCAACAGCGCAGCCAAUCCCAUCAUCUACAACUUCCUCAGUGGCAAAUUCCGGGAGCAGUUUAAGGCUGCCUUCUCCUGCUGCCUGCCUGGCCUGGGUCCCUGCGGCUCUCCGAAGGCCCCCAGCCCCCGCUCCUCUGCCAGCCACAAGUCCUUUUCCUUGCACAGCCGGUGCUCCGUCUCCAAAGUCCCUGAGCACGUGGUGCUCACCAGUGUCACCACGGUGCUGCCCUGAGCGAGGGCUGCCCUGGUGGCGGCAGGGUGUGCAAGCCUUGGGCUUGCACCUCUGGCUCCUGGGGGACCCACCUCCUCGUGGAGACUGCUGGAUGCAGGGGGGAGGCUGGGGCUCCAGACCUGGUUUUCUGCCUGUUUAACUCUGGGCAAGUGACUUCCCUUCUCUGAGCCCUGUCUCCUAAGCAGGAUUGAUGGGAGGAUUAAGCAUGCUCGAGAAAGCGGAAAGCCUUUUGUAGAUUGGGAAGUGUCAUGGAUAGGAUUAUCAUAUUCCUCUCGAGUGGCUGUGCCCCACGGUACCAUCCAUCCCCAUCGUCCUUCCGCAGCCUGGCCUUCCUCCCAAAGAUCCCCCUCCCACCCAAUCACAGGCCUUCCCUGGAGUCUGCUGUAAGGGUCCCGGCAGGCAUUCCCAUCUGGCCGAGUGGCUCCGGCUAAAGCCCAGUUGUUCUGAGGCCCGUGCGAACUAAUCUGGGUCCAUCCAGCCUUCUCCCAGCGGGAACAGAGCCCCGUCCUCACCAGGCGCCCGGUGCACACACCAUAGACUGGACUCCGUUGGCUUUCUGGUGUGAUAGAACACUCUCCAUGUGGCCAUUUGGCAUGGAGGCCAGCAGCCUGAAGCAAUUGUAAUUAAAAGCCUGGCACUGAA
Messenger RNA from Leopardus geoffroyi (Geoffroy's cat), 2256 nucleotides. RefSeq names its product hypocretin receptor 1 (gene HCRTR1). Lineage: Eukaryota; Metazoa; Chordata; Mammalia; Carnivora; Felidae. Gene Ontology annotation, cellular component: membrane. The transcript is spliced from 8 exons. Gene Ontology annotation, biological process: G protein-coupled receptor signaling pathway; feeding behavior. The record is from RefSeq and is a predicted model, not a curated record. Bases 331 to 1614 code for a protein of 427 amino acids. Gene Ontology annotation, molecular function: orexin receptor activity.